UUGAACUUUUCUAUUCGACGGGGUUGGUUGGUUGCGGUAGUGGGUACCGUGGGCUCCGGAAAGUCUUCUCUAUUAUCCGCGUGCCUCGGCGAUCUCACUCGAAGGAGUGGGACUGCCGAGUUAAAAGGAACCACAGCCUACGUGCCUCAAACAGCCUGGAUACAACAGCAAACUUUACGCGAUAACAUUUGUUUUGGCGAAUCCCUCGAAUCUUCUCCGUCCUGUCGAGACACGCUGACUGGAAAGCGUGAGUGGUAUGACACAGUGAUCAAGGCGUGUGCACUUCAAACUGACUUGGAUCGGUUGUCGGCUGGUGAUAAGACUGAGAUUGGUGAGCGUGGGGUCAAUCUAUCAGGAGGUCAACGGCAACGUGUUAGUCUGGCUCGUGCAGUGUUUCAGAAUUGCGACGUUUAUUUGAUGGAUGAUCCACUGUCUGCUGUCGACUCGCAUGUUGGUAAACACUUGUUUGACCAAGUGCUUGGUCCAGACGGUCUCCUGAAGGAGAAAACACGUGUGGUCAGCACAAAUGCAUUUCACUGGCUGCAACAAGCAGACUGGAUUCUGGUGCUUAAUGAGAACGGUCAGUUGGUUCAAUCGGGUACCUAUCACACUACCUUCAAAGAACCACAACAGCUGACAGAACAAGACAAUAAGAUCAAAGAGAGUGAUCAAUGGAUUCAAGCAGCCGAGGAUUUGGAGGCCCGAACAUCAUCGGUAGAUAGGCAAUCAUCCUCUACAUCCGAUCAUUUCAUGGUUGACGAAGAGAUUCUACAGGGUCGUGUGUCCAUGUCUGCAUACAUCAGCUAUCUAUGUGAUAGAGGUUGGCUUUUAUCGUUGCUCAGUAUCUUAUCUUAUGCGGCUUUUCUUGGUGUACAAGCCUUUGGGAAUUAUUGGAUACAAUGGUUUGCAGAUGAUAGAGAUUUGGCGGCGCUAGAGAAGCAAGUGAACAACGAUACCAUCUGGAGCAAUGAGACCGAACGAGACAGAAUCAUAAGUGAAGUUGGUAAACAAACACUACAUUAUCUCCGUGGCUAUUCGUGGAUUGGUCUGGCUCAGCUGUGUGCCAUGCUUUGUUUUUCGAUUUGUCAUGCGACCUCAUGGAUUCGAGCGUCGAAAGUGAUGCAUCACAAACUAUUGAAACGGAUGUUACAUGCCCCAGCCGCACUAUUUGAUCGUACACCCCUUGGUCGUAUCCUGAAUCGAUUUAGCAAUGACAUUGAGAAUGUCGAUCGUAGUGUUCCGGAUGCAUUAUCUGAGAUCAUCUCCUGUGUCGGUGACUUGAGUCUUUGCAUGAUCGUGGUACUCAUCUCGUUAAAACCGCCGGGAAUGGGAUUGGUCAUCAUUAUCCCGCUGAUGAUCAUCUGCGGUAUUAUCCAGUCCCUGUACGUUCCUUGUAGUCGCCAGGUGCGGCGUCUCGAUGCAGUAACUCGGUCACCGUUGUUGGCUAAUUUCGGAGAGACAGCUGCUUCCACUUUAGGUUGCAGUGUGAUGCGAGCUUUCGGACGCACGGCUGCAUUUGUGGAGCAUGCGGAUGAACUCAUCGAUCGUAAUGCAGUUUACGGUUACUUGGGUUUCGCUAGUGGCCGUUGGUUGGAUGUGACCUUGGUUGUGAGUUAG
Messenger RNA from Echinostoma caproni, 1617 nucleotides. The record is from the annotation of a GenBank genome assembly. NCBI's taxonomy places the organism in Eukaryota, Metazoa, Platyhelminthes, Trematoda, Plagiorchiida, Echinostomatidae.